UGAAGGGUCUCGACCCCGAAACGCCACCCAUUCCUUCUCUCCAGAGAUGCUGCCUGUCCCGCUGAGUUACUCCAGCUUUUUAGUGUGUCUAUUUUCACUGUAAAUUAUUCCUUGGUGUACACUAAUGGGCGAAAUAAUCUUAGGGGUGUUGAUGAACAUGUGUGAGAGAACAGAUUGCAGAGUAGGUCCAGGUGGGUUACAGGUCGAUUUGGUUCAAGAUCAAGGAUAACUUCCAGCUUUGUAUUUAAAGAAUAUCUGAAAAUGCAGCAGGAAUCGUGCAACAGCAACAUAAGAGGACAACCCAAUUAUGCUGCUGAUGUGAGAAGAUUAUGGACAGCCAACACCUGCCUUAAAAUACGCUUUCUUGGGAAAACUAUUCUGUGGAUGAAGAUACUUUGCUUCCCUCACAAUUUAAUGUUCAAUAGUUUGGUAAGAACUUAUCUUACAAACGCCUAUCCAGUUUUAAAUGGGAAACUUCAGCCAAUUCACCAACAUGUUUUUGAAUCUAAUUUACAAAAUAGUAUGAUCCACAGUAAAAGGUAUUUGGAGCUGAUGAAACAGGUGCAGAAAGGUGGAGGUGAAAAAGCGAUUCUGAGGCACACCCAGAGGAACAAAAAACUGUUGGUCCGAGAUCGUUUACGGUUGCUUCUGGACAAAGGGGAGAUAUUGGAACUGUCUCCUUUUGCUGGUCUGGGAAUGCCAUAUGGAGAUAUUCCUGCUGCUGGCUGCUUAACUGGAAUAGGUAAAGUCAGUGGAGUUUGGUGUGUAUUCAUUGCUAAUGAUGCAACAGUCAAAGGAGGGACAGUUUAUCCAGUUGCAGUGAAGAAACAGCUGAGAGCCCAGGACAUUGCAAUUCAAAACAGACUGCCUUGUAUAUAUUUGGUGGACAGCGGAGGAGCAUUUUUGCCACUUCAGGCAGAUAUAUUUCCUGACAAGAAUCAUGGCGGUAGAACAUUCUAUAAUGAAGCGAUAAUGUCUGCUACAGGCAUUGCUCAGGUGGCAGUUGUUUGUGGUUCAUGCACAGCUGGUGGGGCGUAUAUCCCAACCAUGGCAGAUGAAACAGUAAUGGUGGAUAAGAUUGGGACAAUAUUCCUUGCUGGACCUCCACUGGUUAAAGCAGCAACAGGAGAAGUUUCUAGCCCUGAAGAUCUGGGAGGAGCAACUAUGCAUGCAAAGGUUAGCGGUUGCAUUGAUCAUUUUGCAGCCACAGAAGAAGAAGCAUACAAAUGUGCCAGGAACAUCAUAGCCACUUUAAAUCUUGAACUUCCACCAAAUAUGCCAACUGACUUCGAAGAGCCUCUCUAUGCAGCUGAAGAACUAAAUGGUCUUGCUCCAAGAGAUUACGCAUAUACUUUGGAUAUCAAACUGGUUCUGAGUCGUUUGACAGAUGGUAGUAAAUUAUUGGAGUUCAAAGCAUUGUUUGGGACUACACUGUUAACUGGCUUUGCUCAGAUUAAAGGUCAUCUUGUUGGAAUUGUGGCUAACAACGGAGAACUCACUCAUAAUGCCUCUCUAAAAGGCAGCCAUUUUGUACAACUUUGUGACCAGAGAAAUAUUCCUAUCAUAUUUCUUCAGAAUACAAGACCAAAUGUUACCGUGACAAGGACGCUAUCCAAGGCUGGAGCUGUUACGAACCAACUGAAGGCCCAAGGCUCCAUGAUAGCGUCUGUAGCAUGUGCCACUGUUCCCAAGAUAACCAUUGUAAUCGGAGGCUGCUAUGGUGGUGAAAGCUUUGCUAUGUGUGGUAGAUCAUUUGAUCCAAACUUCCUUUUUUUAUGGCCUAAUGCCAGGAUUGGACUAGUUAGCCCAAAUCACUGCUCAGACUUCCUGGAAACUGAUGGAAACAUCCAAGAUGAGGCACAGCUGAAGACCAUGAAAGAAAUGCUUGAGGUUGAAACCUCUGCUUUUCAUUCCACCUCUCGGAUUUGGGAUGAUGGUGUAAUACUGCCUGCAGAUACUCGAACGGUAAUUGGUCAGUGUUUAAAUAUCUUCAAACAAAAACCUCAGUUUCAUUCUCACCCAGAAAGGCAGGUUACACUGAGGAUAUAAACACAGAAAUUGACCAAUGAAGAAAGAAAUGUAAUGAAUAAAAAAAAUGAAAAAAAACCAAGGAAUUUUGCUUCUUUUGAUUAAGGAUGGCAGAGCAGACUCAAUUUUCAAAAAUGCUUAAUGUAAUUAUUAUGACUUAAGUGCCUGUUUAAAAAUAAGCAAAUCAUUGUGAUUCCUCAAGAUAGCUAUUUGUUGCAUGGAAUGCAGAAAUAAUCAACUGCUGGUUCAAGUUGCUCAAGGUUUCAUGUUUGCAGAGUGGAGUCAUUUCAAUAAACAACAUGCAGUGAUUAUCUAUCACCUGAGAUAAAACACACUCUUAUUCAUUUGUAACAAAUACCUGAAAUGAACUGUUUCUGCAGCUUAGUCUCUCACUGCUAUCCUCAAACUGAUCAUCCUUAUUUGUUCAUUUAAACAAUGAAACCUGGACUGAGUUGGAGACCAAAGCAUAUGUAACUAUGAAGUAAACCAGCCCAAAGUU
Messenger RNA from Amblyraja radiata (thorny skate), 2527 nucleotides. Its product is annotated as methylcrotonoyl-CoA carboxylase beta chain, mitochondrial. The transcript is spliced from 13 exons. The record is from RefSeq and is a predicted model, not a curated record. Gene Ontology annotation, cellular component: mitochondrion; methylcrotonoyl-CoA carboxylase complex. The coding region runs from base 262 to 2049 and encodes 595 amino acids. Gene Ontology annotation, molecular function: methylcrotonoyl-CoA carboxylase activity. Lineage: Eukaryota; Metazoa; Chordata; Chondrichthyes; Rajiformes; Rajidae. Gene Ontology annotation, biological process: L-leucine catabolic process.